Molecule: messenger RNA, 6502 nt
Organism: Oncorhynchus masou masou (cherry salmon)
Lineage: Eukaryota; Metazoa; Chordata; Actinopteri; Salmoniformes; Salmonidae
Product: actin filament-associated protein 1-like 2
Exons: 15
Coding region: 1-1836 (611 amino acids)
Biological process (GO): regulation of mitotic cell cycle; inflammatory response; positive regulation of epidermal growth factor receptor signaling pathway
Cellular component (GO): cytosol
Molecular function (GO): SH2 domain binding; SH3 domain binding
Source: RefSeq, a predicted model, not a curated record
AUGAAUGUUGUGUCAACAGUGCUGAACCGGCUGAUUACAGCCUUGCAUUCAUUCCUGGUGGUGCUGGACAGUGAGAACCUCAGCUAUAUCGCUCAAGCCCAGAAGAUGUCCAUCUCAGAACUGCUGUCAAAGCUGAAAGACACCCCUGUUGAGGAUGCUGAGUAUAUGUUCAUGAGCUGUCCAUCAGCGGCCCCAAGCAACGAUCUCAGGGAAACCCAGAUGUCAGGCACAGAUGGCCUUUUCCAGUCAGGACCAGACCCGGACUCAGCCAGGGAACCCUCGUCCUCUGCAUCCCCCGAAUGGCUACAGAAAGGGAACCAGGGGCCGGCUGUACCCCUUCAUCCGCCAGAAGGUUUAGAUGAAGACUGCUACGAGGAGGCUGAGCCCUUUGUUUCAGUCAAUCACCCCACAGACAAAGGUGACUCAGACAGCAGUCACUACGAGUCAUAUGGGGAGGAAGAUGAGGAGUUUGUGAAAGACCGGGCCCCCUACAUCCAAAGGUGUGCCUCCCAGCCCUGUCUGCGGCCCACUCCCGAGUCACGCAUCUGUGGCUACCUGUGGAGGAAGAAAUGGCUGGGCCAAUGGACCAAACAGCUCUUUCUCGUCCGCAACAAUCUGCUCUUGUGCUACAAAUGUGCCAAGGACCUCUACCCUCUGCUGGAGUUGAACCUGCAGGGCUGCCAAGUGGUGUACAAGUACAAGCAUAACAAGAAGAUGCAGCACGAGCUUAAGGUGGUGGCUGGCUCUGACAUGGUGGUGAUUGGUUUCCAGAGCUGCCAGCAGGCGGAGGAAUGGAGGAAGAUCAUUGAGGAGGUGAGUGGAACCUCCUACUAUGAGCCAGAGUCCCAGAGUUCCUCAUCGUUACUCAAGUGUGACAGACUAGACUCUUGCAGGUCAAACACAGUCAUACACACCUCCGACUCUGAUGAAGAGAAACUGUCCAAGCUGCCCUCUGCUCUCAGCAGUGGGGAAAUGAAGGAUAAAGGGUUUCUAAAUGUGCUAAUGAACUGCCAGUGGCAGAGCCUGUGGUGUCAGGUUGAGGGCGGGGUCCUGAAGAUGUACCGAGACAGGGGCUGUGAAAAGAGCCCCCAGUAUAUGGUGCCAUUGAGAGGCUGCCAGGUUCGACCAGACCCCGACAUGCCUCAGGCCUACCGCAUCACUGUGGUCCAACACGGAGACCAGGUGGCAGUACUGGAGGCCGGCUGUGCAGAUGAGAAAGAACAGUGGGUGCAGCUCCUGCAGGAUGGGAGUGUAAGUCACGGUCAGGCUGACUCUCUGUACCACCAUGGAAUCACCUCAAAGCCUGCUGGAACACUGAGUGGUUUAAAGGAACUAAGGUUCCCAACCUCAAACAUGUACAUCGACGACUCCUUUCACCAGCUCUGUGGAAGUGGCAAAUCGCAACCCAUCUACUCCAACACAGCCAUACUGGAGCACAUGUUCCAGAAUUCCCAAAAUGUUGCCAGGGGAGAGUUGGUGUCAUCCAAGGAUUCAGUCGACUACAGCAACACUGAAAUCUUUAACAACCACAGUAGAAAAUUGUGUGAGGUGGAGCUGGGGGUUCAGGAACUGGACCUGACCGGGAAGAGGUGGUUGCAUCUAAGAGCUGGAUCAAAGAUUAACCUCAUCACUGCACGGAAGACAAUCAAACGCACCUCUUUCAGGCAGUCUCUGGCCUUCUGUACAGAACGGGCACAGGGUGGGUUAUUCAAUCCAUUACUGCGACGAACAACCUCCGCUAAAAACUCACUGAAAAGAGCCCCUUCCACCCUAUUUAUUGAGCAUGGCAAGGUGUUUCAGAGAAAUAAGGAGUGGGAAACAAAGGCCUUUACUUGAUACUGGUCAUUCUGGUAACAAUUACCUUGUACUGUACACAUUCCCUGACUUAUAUGAAGAGUUUAAUUUGCAAAUGUUGUACUGUAUAUCCAUUUUCAGAAAUGUUGGUAAAUUAGCUUUUAUUGUUUAAAGAAAUUAUGAAAGCGACUGGUUUGUUUUUUCACGAUCUAAUCAUGGCAUUGGGUGACAGAAAUGGAUUUGUUUAAAAUCUAUCACUUCAUUGUUUCAUUUCAGAGAGACAAAUAAUCAUAUUAUUUUGCUAAAUGUUAUAUAUCCACCUUACUCUCAGAGAAAUAAGUAGUAUAGCACACACUCACAUACAGACUCAUAUAUGCACACAGUCCCUUUCUCCCCUUACCUUUCCUUGGUCUUUAUUUCUUAAAUUUCUCAGAAAAAAUUACAAUUUUUGUGGUAUUGCUUUGUGCACUGAUUUUACUGCUCUGGAGAAAACGAACAUUGUCGCUGGGUGAGUACAUCUGAUAAUGUGCUCUCCCGUCCAUUAGACAUUUUGUCUGCGGGAACUCCCUCUUUGUUACUCGGUCCACUCAUCCAAAUGCCGAUGCAUUUGUGGCAUGAUGUGAACAGUACGAAUUUGUGUCACUACCAAAGUCUAAUGGUUUAAAUUACUGUUUUGUAUUGUCUGGAAUCUCACUUGUAGAAUUCACUUGUAGUAGGUCUCUUAAAAAAGAGAAGCCGUGAAAGGUUAUUAAACAGAGGUGCCUAUAUUCUUCUUUGUUGAUAUCAGGUAACAUGCAACCUAACCCUGGCCCUGAUAUGCAAUGUCUCCAAACCCCCUCUGAUUUUAUGUUUCGUUCUGGUUUAGGUAUUUUUCAUUUAAAUGUACGCAGCCUGUUGUCUAAAAUUGAUGGGGAUAGGAUUUGGGCUAAAUCCACUGAUGCUGAUGUAAUUGUGUUUUCUGAAACCUGGCUCAGCAAGUCUGUUCCUGAUAGGGAUAUUUGUAUAAAUGGUUACAAUGUAUAUCACACUGAUCGAGUUAAGAAAGGUGGGGUGUGGCUAUAUAUGUAAUGACUACGUGUGGCAAAGUCUGAAACUAUUUGUAAACAUUUGGAAUUUCUUGCUUUGAAUGUUGAGUUUUCAAAGGGUCUCUAUAACUGUGAUUGGCUGUUAUAGACCCCCCUCUGCUCUCUGUGAUGCAUUUUCCUCUCUGAUGAACCUUAUGUCUAAACUUAUUUACAGUUAAAUGAUCUUGAUUGGUGAUCUCAACUGGUGUUGGUUAAAGCCGGUGUCUGAUGAUUUUAAAAUGUAUUGUAAUCAACUUACCCAGUUGAUUAACUCACCCACCCGUCAAAAUCUCAAAUGUCCACAAAAAUCUAUCCUGAUUGAUUUGACACAAAAAUAUGGAACAAAUGUUCCACAUAAAUAUUCUGUGAUUGGUGUUCUGUAAUGAUUUAAGUUACCAUUGUGCUGUUGUUGCUGUUAUACUAAGGUUCAUAAGACAAACCCAUGCUUUAUUUGUAAGAUCAAUGUUAAGAGUUUUAAUGAGCAGGAUUUUAUUCAUGAUUUGUUUGAUUUUGACUGGAGCUUAUUCCUGAUGUGAAAACUGCCUGAGUAUUCUUUCAUUAUGUUUUUUUCCAAAUAGUAAACAAGUAUGCCCCAUUCCGCAGGUUCAGAGUUAAAGGGCGAAAUAAUCCAUGGUUUUCUUCUGAGCUGUUCUUGUAUUAUUCACAAACAUAAUCUAGCCUGGUCUAAAGCAAGGAAAUCAUGUUCUGAUGCUGAUUGGUCUCUUUUUAGGCAGCUAUGAAACAAGUGUUCUUCUCUACUCAGGAAGGCCAAGUCUGAAUAUGUUAUGUCUAUUACCACUGAUAACCUGAAUGACUGUCACGCCCUGACCUUAGAGAUCCUUUUUAUGUCUCUGUUUUGGUUUGGUCAGGGCGUGAGUUGGGGUGGGCAUUCUGUUUAAUGUUUUCUAUUUAUUUGUGUUUGGCCGGGUAUGGUUCUCAAUCAGGGACAUCUGUCUAUCGUUGUCUCUGAUUGGGAACCAUACUUAGGUACCCCUUUCCCACCUGUGUGUGUGGGAGGUUGUCUCUGUUUAGAGCAUUUUGCUUGUGAGCUUCACGGUUUGUUUUUGUAGUGUUCAUUAAAUGGUACCCACAAAACACCAGUCUCCAUGUCAACAGUGAAGAGGCGACUCCAGCAUGCUGGCCUUCUAGUCAGAGUUUCUCUGUCCAGUGUCUGUGGUCUUUUGCCCAUUUUCUUUUUUGUUUUUAUUGACCAGUCUGAGAUAUGGCUUUUUCUUUGCAACUCUGCCUGGCAGGCCAUUAUCCUGGAGUCGCCUCUUCACUGUUGACUGGUGUUUUGCGGGGACUAUUUGAUGAAGCUGCCUGUUGAGGCGGCUGUUUCUCAAACUAGACACUCUAAUGUACUUGUCCUCGUGCUCAGUUGUGCACCGGGGCCUCCCACUCCACUUUCUAUUCUGGUUAGAGCCAGUUUGCUCUGUCCUGUAAAGGGAGUAGUACACAGCAUUGUACAAGAUCUUCAGUUUCUUGGCAAUUUCUCGCAUGUAAUAGCCUUCAUUUCUCAGAACAAGAAGAGACAUGAGUUUCAGAAGAAAAUUAUUUGCUUCUGGCCAUUUUCAGCCUGUAAUCGAACCCACAAAUGCUGAAGCUCCAGAUACUCAACUAGUCUAAAGAAGACCAGUUUUAUUGCUUCUUUAAUCAGGACAACAGUUUUCAGCUGUGCUAACAUAAUUGCAAAAGGGUAUUCUAAUGAUCAAUUAGCCUUUUAAAAUGAUAAACUUGGAUUAGCUAACCCAAUGUGCCAUUGGAACACGGAGUGAUGGUUGCUGAUAAUGGACCUCUGAACGCCUAUGUAGAUAUUCCAUUAAAAAUCAGGAGUUUCCAGUCAAUGACAACAUUAACAAUGCCUACGCUGUAUUUCUGAUCAAUUUUAUGUUAUUUUAAUGGACAAAAAAUGUGCUUUUCUUUCAAAAACAAGGACAUUUCUAAGUGACCCCACAUUUUUGAAUGGUAGUGUAUAUUGGAAUUUUAAUUGAUGAGAGCCUCUUUUAAAUUGUAUAUUAAACAACUUCCAAAAUUGAAGCUGAAGUUGGGAUAUUAUUUUAGUUGGGAUAUUAUUUUAAGGCCUGUUUUUCUUUUGAAACCAGAAGGGGGCUAGUAUCAGCUAUAUUUAGGCCUGUACUAGACUAUGGUAAUAUUUUAUAUGUGAAUGCUUAGUGUUUGAGAUCAGUUGGCCCUCUUUACCACGGAGCAUUGAGAUUUAUUUUAACCUGCAAAACCCUUAUGCACCAUUGCACUUUUAUGUUCCAGGAUUGUCUGGCCUUCUCUAGUUAAUCGUAGGCUCAGUCACUGGUAUACUUUUAUUUACAAAGCCAUUUUUGGGGUUACUACCAUUUUAUGAGGGCAUUUUUAUUGAUCAGAAAUGGGAUGGGUACUCUCUUCGUUCGCAGGACUAGCUGUUCCAAAUGUCUGAACUGAAUUUGGUAAAAGGGUUUUUAUGUACUCUGCGCCAUCGACUUGGAAUGCCUUACAAAAUCCUUUUAAACUGGAAGAACUUGUCCCAAUAGGUGUUUUUAAAUCAUUGAUAAAUAAGGUUGAUUUCCUUGACCUGUCAAUGUUUUUAAUUAGCUGUUUUAUGAUUUUGUUAGACUCCUGUGAAUUCUGUUUUUUUACUAGAUUACUUUUAGUUUUUCAUGUUGUCUGUCUGUAAUUGUGUAAUGACUUGGUGCUGCAAGUCUGGCCACGACGCUCUUGAAAAAGAGAUUUCAAAUCUCAAUGAGCCUUUCCUGGUUAAAUAAAAAAUAAAAUAAAAAUAUAUUUUUUUUGUUUACAAAUAAUAAUUCAAUACAGUAAUAUGCGAUCUGUGUGUAAAUCACUUACAUUUUAGUCAUUUAGCAGAUGUUCUUAUCCAGAGUGACUUACAGUAAGUACAUUCAUCUUAAGAUACAGUAGCUAGGUGAGACAACCACAUAUCACAGAUAAAUAUGCAGGAUAUGAAUGUUCCAUUCCAGCUAAAUCAUGGACAUAUAGCUUCUUACAAAAAAAUACAACUAAUUCUAAAAUCUAUGAACAAAUAAUCUGAGAACAGUAAUAAUUUACACACAGAUGAAGGUAUCCAUAAGGAAUCAUUUCUGAUUAAAAAAAACACAAAUGUGAAAAAUGUGUGGAUAUAGCAUUUUGGAAAUAAACUCUUCAUACACUAUAUUGCACUGAACAUAUUAUUUAUGUGCAUGUGGAUCAUACACCAGGUUUAGUCUUUUAUACAUUUUUUGUUGGGGGAGGGUACUUUUUAAUUGAAUACAUUGCUUGUUUGGGGUCUUUCCCUAUUUUCCUCUUUUCUACCAAGCAUGUUUGUCAUCAGAAAUGUCAUCUCUCCUGAUGAUAAUAAAAUAACAUAUCUGCCAAAUCCCAAAUGGAACCAUAUUCCCUAUUUAGUGCACUACUUUUAAACCAUGGCCCUUAGAGGUCUAGUAAAAAGUGGUACACUAUAUAUAUGGAAUAGGGUGCCAUUUGGGACAAACAAGUUUGUUUAUCCAUUUAAGAGAUGAAGUUUUCUUACCAAUACACUUUGCUGUUUUACAUUUCUGAAAUAUUUUGCGAUACAGUGACAUUUAUUUUAAUGUUAUGUUUCCUUAGAGAAGUUGUGUAUUAUUAAAUGUUUGGUUGGCCUACAAUUAGCUGUAACUGAU